Plasmodium relictum is the source of this 1593-nucleotide messenger RNA. Its product is annotated as conserved Plasmodium protein, unknown function. NCBI's taxonomy places the organism in Eukaryota, Apicomplexa, Aconoidasida, Haemosporida, Plasmodiidae. The transcript has a single exon. Bases 1 to 1593 code for a protein of 530 amino acids. The record is from RefSeq and is a predicted model, not a curated record.
AUGGUGAGUAGGAUAUGUACAUGUGAUUUACAUAAAAUAGAACAAAGAUAUUUUUUGAAAAGUAACAAAGCAUUUAAAGUAAAUGAAAAUAAAAUAGAUAAGGAAGGAUAUUUUGAUAGUUUUAAAUUAUGCGAUAUCGAAGAAAAAGAAAAAAAUUUAUAUUUAAAUAACAAUUCAUUUAAUUAUGAUAUAAAGACUUUAGAUGAUAUUUUUAAUGAAGAAAUUUUAAAAAGUAAUAGUAAUAACUUAGAGGAUGAUAAUAAAUUUAUUUUAAUAAAAGAAGAGGAAGAAGAAGAAGAAGAAGAAGAAGAAGAAACAUUAAGUAAUAGAGAUUCUUUUCCUUUUAUUUUGUCUAAAGAAAAUUCAGACAAAGAAAUAAAGAAUAUAUAUGAUGAAAUAAAAGUGAACAAAAACAAUAAAAAAUUGACUGAUAUUAUUAUUUUAAAAAAUAUUUUAAAUUUUUAUUUUUUAUUUGAUUAUAAAAAUUAUGGAUAUAUUGAUUUUAGAAAUUCAUCAUAUGUAAUUCAAAAUAUUUAUCAAAAUAAUAUUAAUUUUUUAUUAGAACAUAUUGAAUUAAAUGAAAAUGAACUAAAUGAAAAUAUAUCAAAAUGUAAGAUCAAAAAAAUAGAAAUAAAUAAAAAUUUCUGUAUAAAAUACUUUGCAAAUUUUCUACUAGUUAUUUUAAAAGAUGUAUCAAUGUUUCAAAAGAAAGAGGGAUUUUUAAGUAAAGAGAAUUUUAUAGGUAUUAUGCAUCAAUUUAUAAAAUCAAAUAAUUCUCCUAAUAAUAUAUAUGGAAUUUUUAAAUAUCCGAAAAAUAUAAUAACAGACUUUUAUAAUUAUAUGCAUUAUAUAAAGGCAAGUAAUGAUGAACAAAAAAUCGAAAAAAAAAGAAUUACUAAAAAUAAAAAGAAAUUAAAAAGCAUAUUUUUUUUUGAUGAACAUCUAAUAAAUGCUGAUUUGCAUACUCAUAUAAAUUAUUUUAAAGAAAAAAAAAAUAAAAAGUUAGAAAAUAUAAAAAUGGAAAACACUAUAAAAGAAAUGAAGGAGUGUACGUUUUUACCUUAUAUAACAAAGAAACCUAGUUAUUUAUUAAGAAAAAAAUUAAAAAAUAAUAUAAAUCAAAUUAAUAAAGAAUCACAUGUAGAAGAAAAAUACAGGAAAUCAGAAAUAAAGUAUGAUAUUGAUAAUUCAAUUGAAAGAACAUUAAUUUUACCCAAUAAUGUAAUUUUAAAAAAAUUUGAUAAAAAUUUUGAACAUUUAUAUAAUGAAAAUAAUAAAUCAGUAAAGUUAAAAUAUAUAAUUCAUCAAGGAUAUGAGAAACCAAAAAAGAUUCGUUGGGAUGAUACUUUAAGAAAUAAAAGAAUUAAUUCGAUUCAACAAUUAUUUAAUAAUGGGGAAAUAAAAAAAUGCUUUAUACAAAAUAAAAAUAUAGUAGAAAGAGAAAAAAAUACAAAUGAAAGUGUUAAGAAGGAUAAUAUUGCAUCAGAAAAUAUAUCGACAAAUAAAAUAUUUAAUAAUCAACUUUAUAUAAAUAAUAAAAAUGUUAUAGAUCCGUUAAUUAUAAAUUCUAAUAAAAUAUUAAAAAAAGGAUAA